Messenger RNA from Microplitis mediator, 4287 nucleotides. Its product is annotated as bridge-like lipid transfer protein family member 3A. The transcript has 13 exons. NCBI's taxonomy places the organism in Eukaryota, Metazoa, Arthropoda, Insecta, Hymenoptera, Braconidae. The record is from RefSeq and is a predicted model, not a curated record. The coding region runs from base 181 to 4287 and encodes 1368 amino acids.
AAUGGAGUAAAAAAAAGAAGUGUUAUAUUAAAAAAUGAAAAGAAAAAACAGUAUGAUAAUAUGCAUAUUUUAACGAUUUAAUGAUUGCACAGCAAUAAUAAUUAAUUAUUGGAUUUUAAUUAUUAAUGCAUGAGUAAAAAAUUAUUGUUUAAGCAAACAAUAAUAAAUGAAACUUAAAAAAUGGUAUCGAUAAUUAAAAAUCAAUUAUUAAAACAUCUGUCAAGAUUUACUAAAAAUUUGUCUGUUGAUCAAAUAAAUCUCAGUACUCUAAGAGGUGAAGGUGAAUUAUCAAACUUAGAAUUAGAUGAAGCUGUUCUAACAGAUUUACUUGAAUUACCAUCAUGGUUAAAAUUAACAAAUGCUUGGUGUAAUAAAGUUAUAUUACGUAUUCAAUGGACCAAGCUCAAAAGUGUGCCUAUAUUUUUGCAUUUAGACGAAGUUCAAAUUGAAUUGGUAACGUGUGAAGAUUUACGAAGCCCAUCAUCACCAACAAAUGCAGCAUCAGCAUUACCAGGGGCAACAAAAUAUUCAUUUAUUCAUAAAGUUAUCGAUGGCAUCACUAUUGCUGUUAAUACAGUAUCAGUUAAACUUAAAAGUCCGGCAUUUAUCGCUUCAGUUCAAAUAUCGAGAAUAAUGGUGGAGUCUAAAUCACCGACUUGGCAGCGAUGUGAUUUAAGAAUGACGAGAGUUAAAGACCCUGAUAGAGGACAGUUGUUGAUAUUUAAAGAAUUAGAAUGGCAAACUGUUAGAAUAGAGGCCCAGAGUACUAUUGAUCAAAAUUUAACGCCGUUACGGUUGUUAACCAAUCAAGCGCGAUGUCGAAUUACUAUCAAAAAACGUCUGUCAGAUUGUUUUGUUAUGGGGUCACGAUUGGUAAUAAUUCUUGACGAUCUUCUAUGGGUAUUAACGGACUCUCAAUUAAAAGCCGCUUUACAUUUCAUCGAUUCUCUUGGAAGUCUUAUUGAGAAAGCCACGACUAUUGAAAGAAAAAUAAAAGCUGCAAGAAAACUCGAGGUUUUGCCUGAAUAUCAAGCACAAAUAUCACAGCAAUCAAGAUCAAAAGUACCCUGCAAUACAGCGAUAUCGAAAAUUUUUAUGCGUUACGAUGUAGUCGAAACUUCUUAUCACUUUUUAUCACAACGAAUUGAUUUGCAUCUUUGUGAUGAUCCCGGAGCCGGAAGAUCUUCGUAUCCAGAAUUAAAAGACGGUGGCGCUCUACAAAUAUCAUUAAUUAAAUUUCAAAUUGAUUAUUAUCCGUAUCAUCUCGCAAUGUCUGAUAGAAAACAUUGGGCUAAAUACCGAGAAAAUACGAUGCCGCAUUACCAGUGGCUGCAGCAAUCAUUUAAUUCAUUUCGCGGUCAAUUUAUGGACCUAAUUGACGUUGGUCAAAAGAUGUCGAGAAAAAAUAGCGGACCUGAUAACGAUGUAAGAAAUGAUGAUAAAUUAAAAAAUGAUCAACAAACGCCUUUACUAGGUCAUGAAAAAAAAUUACAAAAGCAAACUAGUACAGUUGGUACCGGGAACUCGAUUAAAAAUUAUGUAUUGGAACAAUUGUCCACACUUAUGACUACGUGUAUUGUCAUAAGAAUUUAUGACCUGACUAUUUACAAAGUUACGACUACGACCAGAAAGCCGAUUACUAAAGAAUUCUUGACAGCGCAAACGAGGAAAAAACAUCCUACAGGUGAUCGUGAGAAAUUUUCUUUACCUGAAGACGUUACUAUUUUACACGCGGAAUUUACUUAUUACUAUUAUCCUGGGGACUUAAUAUUUCCAUUGCCACCGCCAAAGUUUUACGUUCAAGUAAAUCCAAUUCAAAUAAAUUACGAUAUCUACAGCUGCCUAUGGUUCAAUUCAUUCUUAUUAAAUUUAUACAAAUCAUUGGCGUCAAGUGAAAAUAAAGCUAAUGCUGUUAAUGACAUGUACUUUGAUGUUAAGUUAGAAGCUAUAUUACCUCGGAUAAUUGUCGAGUCACAAAAUGACUAUCCUAAUCAACGUGAUCGCCCUAAAUCACUUAAUAUUCAAACAUCACGUGUUACAUUAACAAAUGUACGGUCUACUGACAGUAAAUCAUCACGCGCUGACUUGGCCGAGUGUUUGAAUGCUUUACAAAUGGGACAAAUGUUUUUUUCAUCAAGUUUUCCGAGUAAUAAUAACGACUACAAUAUCGUUACCGACAAAUUUUUACGUCAUUGUGCCGGUUCAGACAACGUCAGAUCCUACCCGUCAAAUUUCACAAUAAAUUCAAUUGAUGACAUAAUCGGAAAGUUGAGUAAAAAAUUACUAUGGCUUGAAUGUAAAGACAUAUGGUGUUUAAAUUUAGAGCCCGUAUGGGCAGACUUUUACGGCGUUCGUGCCGUAGGCAUGAAUCGUCCGGUUCCGUUAUUGGAUGCGUUUCCUUUGACAGUAUGGUUACACAUUGAAGAUAACAACAACUCAGCAGCGCCUACAACAACAACAAAUAAAAAUAAUGACAGCAAAGUAGGAGAAAAAAUAAUAAAAAAUGCUGAUGUACAUAUUCUCGCGCAUAUAAGUAAUUUAAUAAGCGUCCAGUUAAAUCAUUAUCAAUAUUUAUUUUUAUUAAGACAAUUAGAAAUAGUCACCGAAAUGAGUACCUAUUUAGUCGUUGAUACAAAUCGUAUAACAAACGUAACAACCGGUUCUUCACUCGUUAUCGGUGCGCUGAUACCACAAUUAGAAGUAACUCUGAUUAUGCCAUCCCAAACUCCGGGGAAAGAAAAUUCUGGUGGUGAUUUAGAGUCCGUUGUGCCAGACUCUUCUAGUAUUGCUGAAGAAUUAUUACCGAUAUCGUUGACGAACCAAUCAGUUGCCACAAGACUGGAGUUUGGAUUGAAACGUUUCAACACAAGCAAUGACGUAGAAACGCCGCAGAGCGAAGUGUCGUCAAUGAUCGGGUCUAUCGAUACCGGUCACCCCACAGUAACAUUCAAGGCAGCUGACAAAAAUUACAACAAAGACACCAGCAAUUACCACCAGCGGCAAAAUUCCGAAGAUUUAGAAGCUAGAAAAUAUUUAAAAUAUUCAAAAGAUCCCGCGCAGUCGGCGUUUAUACAAAAUAAUUUUAAUGUUGGUCUUUCCAGUAUGAAAAAGGGCUUUGCUAAUCUAAUGACUUCCAUUGAUUCGGCUUUGAAGGCAUCGCCCGAAGACGGCAGCAGUGACACUGUAUCUAUGCGAAGUGAUAUUAGUUCAGACAGUGAGAACUAUAUUGUCGUCACGCUUGAAGAGCAGGAAAAAUCAGAUUCACUGUUCGGUAAUUUAAAUGUAACGAAUAUAGCGGCUGUUGAAGAGGCCAGCGAAGUUAUUGAAGAGACUCCAGAUACGCAGAGUGAGAAAUCUCUCGAUAGCGCAUGCAAGCGCAAGGAUUUAGUUUCCAUGGUUACGUUUAAGCUGUCAAAAGUUGAAGUGAUUCAGCAGUCGAAAGGUUUUUCCUCGGCGAUUAAACUACAGGUCGCUAAAAUAAUGAGCGAAGAAUGCACGUCGAUACCUUGGGAUGAAUUGCAAACAAAAUUCAGCUCAAGAUCACGCGGGUGGUCUGAGUUACAAUCCGAUGACUGCAAAAUAUCUGUCAAAUUACGUCUCGAGCAUGAUCUAAAAAAACAAUAUAGUAAUUUAAAUGAUAAUUUGAAUAGUAAAAAUAAUAAAAUAUCAACUCUGUUUGAUGAUAAAAUUACGGGUGAAAUAAAUGAUAUUAAUUUAGUAUUAUCCAUGAGUACAGUUAAUGGACUAAUGGAUUUAUUAGAAGACGAAAUAUUACCUGACUACUUACCUAUUAAUUUAUUGUUAAAUAAUAUUUGUAUUAAACUUAUUGAAGAUCGUCCGUCUAAUAAUAUUACGUCGCCUGGUCCGAUUCCUAUUGAUUUAGUCGUCCAGCAAUUGAAGGUAGCUCGUGAUAAAAAUGGAAUUAUAAAUAUUGAAUCGUUUAAAAAUAAUAUAGAUAAUAAUGCCCCGACCCAAGUAAACUCUUCAACGGAUAGUGAGUUAUUAAAACUUAAACAAUUAAAUAAACAAAUUAAAAAUGAUAACGAUGAAUUGAAGCGACGACUAGUUGCGCUCGAUUAUUUGUCGGAGGAAAAUUUACGAUUGAAACGUAAUAAAGAUGAACUACAUUUAGUUAAACUACAGUUAAAUGAAGCUCAGGAAUUAAUAAAAGAAUUGAUUAAGGAGAAAAAUAUGUUGAAAGAAAAUAAUUUGUUGUUACAAACCCAGUCCAAGAGGUCUAAUGAUUCUUCUAGUAGUGGAAGGGCCUCGUGGUCUAUUAAGAGAUAG